Paramuricea clavata is the source of this 6631-nucleotide messenger RNA. The record is from the annotation of a GenBank genome assembly. Lineage: Eukaryota; Metazoa; Cnidaria; Anthozoa; Malacalcyonacea; Plexauridae.
AUGGCAAGUUCAUCGCCCGACGUGAUAUCUUCUACAGAAGUGUUAGCAUCAAUACCAUCACAAUCACACAUGAAAACAGUUAGUGGAACGUUAAGUCCUGCUCAUAUUGUGACUUCUACCAUUCAAAUGCCAAUUUCAAUGCCCGACGUGAUAUCUUCCACAGAAGUACUAGCAUCAACAUCACUGUCACACAAUGAAACAGCCAGUAGAACCAUAAGUCGUACUCAUGUUCCAGCUUCGAGUUCUCCUAUAUUGAUGGCAUCUUCGCAAGAAUAUUCAAGGAUGAGCAUAAUAUCGUCUUUGGAUUUGUCAUCAUCAACAACAUUAUCACCAUUACUCGUUGGAACCGUAAAUAGAAGUUCCAAUUGGAUUCAACAGACAAGUUCUCCUAUUUUGACAGUAAUUACUUCGAACGACAGUUCGGUGUUGAACAUUAAAUCUUCUGUAGAAUUGUUUUCUUUAAAAACAUCAUCGCAAUCAUACACGGAGACCGCUAGUGCAAACCUAAGUCAGGUCCCUAUUCAACAGUCAUCUUCUCCAAUAAUGUCAGUUAGUUCAAGGAAUCGUUCACUGGUCAACAUACAAUCUUCAACGAAAUUGCUCUUAUCAACAACAGUUUCAGAAAAACCAGCAAGUUGCAGAACGAAUGGCCUUUCUACUCAGUCAGGGCUAGCAUUAACAUCAUCACAAUCAUACAUACAAACAGUCAGUGGAACGUUAAGUCCUGCUCAUAUUGCGACUUCAACCAUUCAAAUGUCAAGUUCAAUGCCCAACGUGAUAUCUUCAAUCGAAGUGUUCGCAACAACAGCACAAUCACACAAUGAAACUUUCAGUAAAACUCUAAGUCGUAUUCAUGUCCCAACUUCCAGUUCUCCUAUAUUGAUGGUAUCUUCGGAAGGAUAUUCAAAGAUGAGCAUAAUAUCGUCUACGAAUUUGUCAUCAUCAACAACAUUAUCACCACUACUCCUAGGAACCGUUAGUGCAAGUUCGAGUCGGAUUCAACAGUCAAGCUCACCUAUGUUGACAGUUACUUCAAACAACAGUUCAUUGUUGAACAUUAAAUCUUCUAUAGAGCUGUUUUCAUCAACAUCAUCACAAUUGUACACGGAAACAGCAAGUACAAACGUAAGUUAUGUCUCUUCUAUUCAACAUUCAUCUUCCCCAAUAAUGUCAGUGAUUUCAAGGAAUAGGUCACUGGUCAACAUACAAUCUUCAGCCAAAUCUUCACCCACGCUCUUAACAACAGUUUUAGAAAGAACAGCUAGUAGCAGAACGAAUCGACUUUCUACUCAGUCGUGGCUAGCAUUAACAUCAUCACAAUCAUACAUAGAAACGGUCAAUAGAACGUUAAGUCGUGCUCAUAAUGCGACUUCUACCAUUCAAAUGGCAAGUUCAUCGCCCGACGUGAUAUCUUCUACAGAAGUGUUAGCAUCAAUAUCAUCACAAUCACGCAUGAAAACAGUUAGUGGAACGUUAAGUCCUGCUCAUAUUGUGACUUCUACCAUUCAAAUGCCAAGUUCAAUGCCCGACGUGAUAUCUUCCACAGCAUCAACAUCACUGUCACACAAUAAAACAGCCAGUAGAACCCUAAGUCGUACUCAUGUUCCAGCUUCGAGUUCUCCUAUAUUGAUGGCAUCUUCGCAAGAAUAUUCAAGGAUGAGCAUAAUAUCGUCUUUAGAUUUGUCAUCAUCAACAACAUUAUCACCAUUACUCGUUGGAACCGUAAAUAGAAGUUCCAGUUGGAUUCAACAGACAAGUUCUCCUAUGUUGACAGUAAUUACUUCGAACGACAGUUCGGUGUUGAACAUUAAAUCUUCUAUAGAAUUGUUUUCCUUAAAAACAUCAUCGCAAUCAUACACGGAGACCGCUAGUGCAAACCUAAGUCAAGUCCCUAUUCAACAGUCAUCUUCACCAAUAAUGUCAGUUAGUUCAAAGAAUCGUUCACUGGACAAUAUACAAUCUUUAACGAAAUUUCUUUCAUCAACAACAGUUUCAGAAUCGUAUAGAGAAACUGAAAGUAGCGGAUGGAAUCGACUUUCUACUCCAUCAUUAAAUACUCCUACACUGACAAUUUCUUUAAAUGAGAGUCAUAAUUCCAGUAUAUCUUCUGCAAAACUGCUACCUUCAACAGCAGCAGUGAAAUCAUACAUGAACACAGUGAGUAGGGCGUUAAAUCUGUCUUCAACUUAUCCCAUUCAAGCGAUAAGUUCACUGUCCGAUGCGAUAUCUUCUACAGAAUUGUUGGCGUCAACAUCACAAUCAUACAUGAAAAAUAUCAGUAAAACCUUAAGUCGUGCUCAUACUCCAACGUCGCCUAUUCAAACAGCAAGUUCGGUUCCCGACAUGACAUCUUCUACCGAAAUGACAGCAUCAGAAACACCGCAAUCAUACGUGGAAACCGUCAGCAGAACCUUAAAUCAUACUCAUACUGCACGUUUUCCCAUUGGAACGGCAAGUUUAGUGUCAAACGUAAUAUCUUCCACAGAAUUGUUACUAUCAACAACAUCAUCACAAUCAUACACGGAAACCGCGAGUGCAAACCUAAGUCAUGCAUCUUCUAUUCAACAGCCAACUAAUUCUCCAAUAAUGUCCAUUACUUCAAGGGAUAGUUCACUGCUCAACAUGCAAUCUUCAACGAAAUUCUUCUCAUCAACAACAAUUUCAGAAUCAAAUAGGGAAACAAUAAGUAGUAGAUUGAAUCGACUUUCUACCACAUCAUUAAAUAUUCCGAUACUAACAAUUUCUUUAAAUGAGAGUCAUAGUUCCAGACUGAGUGUAUCUUCUACAAAAGCGUUACCUUCAGCAACAACACUAAAAUCAAAGAUGGACACAGCGAGUAUAGCCUUAAGUCAGCCUUUAUCUUCUCCCAUGGAAACGGAAAGCUCAGUGCCCGAUGUGAUAUCUUCUACAGAGAUGUUAGCGUCAACAACAUCACAAUCAUACAUGGAAAUUGUCAGCAGAACCUUAAGUCAUACUGCACCUUCUCCCAUCCAAACGGCACGUUCAGUGUCCGACGUGAUAUCCUCCACAGAAGUGCUAGCAUCAACAUUACAAUCAUACGUAGAAACAGUCAAUAGAACCUUAAGUCGUACUCAAACUGCAACUUCUAGUUCUCGUAUAUUGGGCAUAAUAUCAUCUACAGAUUUGUCAUCACCAAGAAUAUCACAACUGUACCUGAGCACAGUUGGUACAAGUUCAAGUCGGUUUCAACAGUCAAGGUCUCCUAUGUUUACGGUUACUUUAAAGGAUAGUUUAGGGUCCAGUAUAAUAUUUUCUACCGACAAGAUGAAAAGAAGCUCAAGUUAUACCCAGACUCUACUUUCUUCUUCACCUAUAUUGACAGUUACAUCGAAGAAAAGUUCAGAAUUCAAUUCACGAACUGCAGAAUUGUUGACAUCAAUUACGGUAUCACACGUUACGACUGGUCAACCGGUUAGUACGAUUGAAAGUAGAACUGAAACGUCGCGGCCCAGUUCUACAAUAUCUAAAAUAACUUCUGCAGGACCUCUUGUGUCUAAUACGGUAUCGUCUGCCGAAUCAAUAAUCCCCUUCACUAUAUCACACACUGUAAUCGGUAGUUCACGUUCGACUGAACUUUCAAUUUCACAGUUAAGUUCCAAACCAAAGAUUAUAACCAGGGCAACUAAAUUAUCCAAGGUACCAUCUUCUUCCCACACAGUCGUUCACACUGCUUCAUCAGCAAUUGGUUCUAAAAUUUCAACGUUAAACAGUGACACACCAUUGACCUCUGCAGUUCCAUAUGUUACACCGUCCUCCAGCAGCAUUAGAACUCCAGUUGAUGAAAAAUUCACAAUUCAAGUUACAUUGUUGAUCCUUCCCAAUGUUGUGCUCAAUAACACAUUCAUACAAAAGUUGACUAGAAACUUAGAAAGACUCUAUGACCUUGGGUUAACAAAGGCUACGUCAUCUCGAAAGCGUCGGGCUAUCAAUGAAAAGAUGUUUCCUCUCAAUUAUUAUGGUCGUAAUCUUCUCCAACUGAUAAACAAAGAUUUUAAUACUCCAAAACAGAUUGCAAAUGGCAGAUUUAGAAGACAAACAGCAAACGAAACAAGAGUAAAGGUAAGAGUUUCCAUCUUCUGAGCAUAAUGUUUACGUGACUAUUUAUUUAAAGAGUAUAAAAAUCCGUAUGGUAUAAUAUUCUAGUAUUUCGCCUGCUUGACAUUUACACCACCCCGCUCGACUCUUUCCGCGCUAGGAUAAACCGAGAUAUAAAAUGCACACGCAUAUGUUAUUUUUGGUGGGAUGGGGAGGGGAGGGGAGGGGGGGGGGUGUAGAUACUUAGGCGGAAAAGUUUUAGUGAUUUAGAAUGUGAAAAAGUUCCAAAAACGUUUUAGCGAAGUUCUUGUGGAGACAAUAUGGAGCUUAAGCAAGCGACGUUUUUGACAGAACGGACGCCAACAGGAAGUCAAUCGAGCCGUUAUAGAUGGCGAAUGAUGGCAGCAGCCGAAAGCAGCUGUAAUUGCUUGAUAUUACGAAAUCAAUGUAACACUAAAUUGACUGCAGUUUAUUAUUUCAUUCAAGAACUGCUACUUCCGGUUGACGUACGUGUUGUUGCUAUCUUAAUUAUAAGCUCUCUAUUGACUAGAGUAAUACGUACACGAAUAAAUUAAUUAUUAGAAAUAUAGAUUAGAAAUCGUACUUGCACAUGCACCGGGCAAGCUGAAAAAAUGCUUGAUCGCGGCAGGAAUCGAACACGUGUUGCUCAGUUUGCUGGUUCAAUUCUCCACAAACUGAGUUACGAGGUCAAGUACGUCUGUUGGAGGUCGAGCGUUGCACCUAGCAACCAACGGUCACGUGUUCGAUUCCCAGCACAGUCAACGUUCUAAAGCCAGUGGAGCAUCGUCAACCUAGAAAUUAUUCGCCUGAUUUCCAAUACAAAAAUCAUUAGAUUUAAAUAAAUCUUUGGUUAAAAGCAAUUUUUUCCAUGUUUCAUUUAGAUUGUUAAUGUAACCCGUGCAACAGCAGGAACUGACAAUGUUCACGUGACGUUUUAUGUAACUAGGGGUAAUUUACUAGUACCGGCGAAACAGGCUGCAAAGGUAAUGAAUGCACCGUCUCCAACUGAAAAAAUCUCAACGUUGGGAUAUGCGGUAAGUAGUCCAUGUCAAUUGUCCAAGCUACUGCGGGUUUGAAUGCUCAGCCGUGCAGUGGUAGGUGAUUUACUAAUUUGACAAAUCGUAUAUGCAGGGCAUUUUUCAACUAUAUAACUACUGCGGGGUUGGUUGCUCCAGUAUAGCGAAGCAAGAUUUUCAGAAAGGCUGGAUCCUUUUCAUCAUUAAUAGAAAUGGUCAUCCUCGUUGGGAAAGCUGUAUCUCACUGCUUUCUCAUAUUCUUUCGCUUUAAUUCGCGGCAUUCCAUCUUAUAAAAUCACUACAGAAUGGUCUUAUUGCAUACUUGACUGCAAGGGGAAAGACCUGUAUUAAUUAAGACUUUGCCCUCGUAGUUGUAAUUUCGUGAAAAGAUGUCCUGCAGAUUCGAGAUCGACAAAGUAGGUUGUUUUAUAUAUUUUACUGACCAUAACCAAGAACGCCCAAGUCCAUCAUGAUUUGUUUCAUGCGUAUAUAAUGAUUAGCCUGCUCGCAGACGAUAUUAGUCGUUAUUUUUCGCGCGUUAGGUUUGAAAAGUUCCUACUGAUCGCGAGUUGCAAAUGUUAUUUGAAAAUAAUGUUGUGACAAUUCGAGUAUUGCAACCACGUACUUGACCACAACACAUGAAAAGGAAAUUGUUUUAUCAAGUUCAAAUUUCCAGGGAAUACGUGUACCAAAAUCUCCCAAACUUUAGCAACCAACACGGCAUCUUAAAGCGAAACUUGCGAAUAAAAGAUUGAGACAAGUUUCCUUUCCGAUAUUAUGUCUAUUCAAAGGACGAAACGUUAGUUCAUGAAUACAUCUUUUAAGAUACCCAAUUACAAGUUGCAUUAAUUGAUGUAGUCACAUCAUUACAGUUGCUAUACUCGAUGUGAACAAGUACUGUGAACUGAGUUCUCCUUCACAACAUUUUAAUAAUAAUUUUGAUAAUAGAUUUGAUGGGUUAAUAGGUUCAGAUUUGAGAUAGAAUAAAUGCAUUUGAUUGGUUAAUGGUUACAGUAGUGGAAGCAGUGGCGCAAGGGAACCUUCUGACGCCCCCAAUUUUUAAGUGUGGCCGGGGGGGAGGGAGAAACAUUAUUUUCGACCAUAUUCCUUAAAAAUGCAGCAAGGUGUUAAAAAAUUGAACUAAAAUUUGAAAACUAUGACUAGUCACAAAAUUUUUCCCUACCAUAUCUACCAAAAAAAGGGGGUCCAAAUUUCACAAUUUCACUAAUUCCCGCUUUUGGGGGCCACUCGUUGCAAAUUUUCUUUUGGGGGCCCUCGCGUCUGGACAACCAAACACCCUCCAGUUACGCCACUGAGUGGAAGUCAGAAUCUGAACCUCAUGACAUCUUUAUUGUUCGUUGUAUUUGUUGCAGGUUUCUGGAAAAUUUUCUGCAGCUAUUUCACAAGAAACAACAGAUAAAAAGAGUAAUGAGACGUUGCUGAUCGUUCUUGCCGUGUGUAUUCCUGUUGUGUUUGUUUUUGGCGCUUGCAUCUUCAUCAAAUGUAAAAAGAAAAACAGAAGGUCUCGAAAGCUGAAG